AUGCUACCCUCAGCUAGCACGCUACAGCCAGACAGAGGACCGGACCCACCUGACUACCACGGCUACCGGCAACCGGCCUCCUGCCAGGAAGCCCCCAGGGACCCGCUAAGUCACAACAGACAAGACUCUUACAGUGACCGCUCACAGUGCCCCAGGUACCCAGACUUCCCGGAUCGCCAAAUGCAUGGGCCAAUACGAGGUCGAGACUACCCUGGACCAACAAACCGUGACUUUGACCUUAUUGCCCGCCACAUUAACCGCUUUGAACCCCAACCGGGAAACCUUGCAGACCCCCAGUCGUACCUCAGAGACAUUGACUUCUACUCUAAACGUUUGCUCAAUGCAUCUCUAGAGGACAAAGUAUUCUUAAUUAAGCUUACGUCCAACAGGGAAGUUAAUAACUUUAUAGACAGACAGUCGCCCGCCACACGGCGAAACUACGACAAUCUCUGUCAGGCCCUCCUUGACGAAUACUCUGACUUUGGAACGUCUGGUACACUCACGGCAGCCCUAACCGUCAGACAGGCCUGUAACGAGCCGUCAGACGCUUACUAUCAUAGACUGAGACAGGCAUACUUCGGUAACCAAAAUUACCAAAAUAUGGAGGAGGACAAACACUUUAAAGCCCUGUUCAUCCAAAACCUCCACCCCAGCCUCAGCCUUCUCCUAGAAAAUGAUAGUCCGUACGACUCAGACGACCUUGACUACACAGAAACUGACGGUGCUGAGCCACUAAAUCAGACUGUAUUACAAUCACAGGUCAACACGGACACUUGGGACCCUGACUGGCCAGAGGACAGUCAAUACAUUCCCCAAAAGGACGUCAUGGUGGUACAGGUAAGUUCCUACACCGACGCUGGGGGGAAAACUCCCCCCACAGUCAGGUGCAAACCACCUGUCCAAACGUUAAUUGGAAACUUGCGACUCAAAGGAGCAAACAGGAAACUCCACCUUCCGAUGGCUCUCGAGGACCAAUGGAAACAGGACGCUAUGAUGGAUACGGCAGCAGACAUCAGUCUGAUAUCCAGCGAUCUCUUUGAGCUGGUGGUUGACGGGGGCGUGGCUGGCACUGGCAGCAAUUAG
This is a messenger RNA of Knipowitschia caucasica, 1083 nucleotides long. The record is from the annotation of a GenBank genome assembly. NCBI's taxonomy places the organism in Eukaryota, Metazoa, Chordata, Actinopteri, Gobiiformes, Gobiidae.